AUGUUAACGCUUGGAAUUGAAGGCACUGGAACAACGAAUAGAUUUAAAGGAUACCAGUUUCCCAAAGACUCUUCAAUGAAUCGGGGUGAUUAUCACGAGGUUGUUAACAUUAAAAAAGAUAUCUGUGUCAUUAAAUGGAAAGACUCCAAAACAGUAUUAACUUGUUCAACUGCUAUUGGAGCCCUGCCAUUGCAUAAGGUCCAGCGUUACGAUAAAGUUACAAAAUCAUACAUCGAAGUAACUUGCCCUGAUAUGAUUAAAAAUUACAACGAACAUAUGGGAGGUGUAGACGUCAGCGACCAAAUGAUGGAGGUCUACAGAUCAUGGCAUAAAACUCGCAAAUGGCCAAUCAAGUUAAUAAUGCAUUUGUUUGACUUGGCCAUGGUGAACUCGUGGUACGAGUAUCGCCAAUCAUGUGAUAGAAAUAAAGUCAAGAACUCUAAUAUCAUGGAUUUUCUGGACUUUAAAAUAUGCGUAUCUGAUUUUCUACUUGGCGGCUCAACGAGAAAACGCACCCGAGAAGAAUUCGAAGAAAUGGCAAAGAUGCCUUCAACAUCCCACUAUCAACCUGCACCUAUUCCAACUAUAGAUAAACGUCUCGAUGGGUAUAACCAUUGGCCCGUAUGUGAUUCUCUAAAAGCUCCUCGCUGUUGCCGAGUGACAGGUUGUACAAGCCGUUCAAAAGUAAGAUGCACAAAAUGCAAUGUUUAUCUUUGUAGUACUAAAGAUAAGCAUUGUUUCUACGUUUUCCAUAAUGAAAAAUAA
Messenger RNA from Parnassius mnemosyne (clouded apollo), 765 nucleotides. Lineage: Eukaryota; Metazoa; Arthropoda; Insecta; Lepidoptera; Papilionidae. The record is from the annotation of a GenBank genome assembly.